Molecule: messenger RNA, 4591 nt
Organism: Arvicanthis niloticus (Nile rat)
Lineage: Eukaryota; Metazoa; Chordata; Mammalia; Rodentia; Muridae
Gene: C2cd5
Product: C2 calcium dependent domain containing 5
Biological process (GO): positive regulation of vesicle fusion; protein localization to plasma membrane; positive regulation of D-glucose transmembrane transport
Cellular component (GO): plasma membrane
Molecular function (GO): calcium-dependent phospholipid binding; calcium ion binding
Source: RefSeq, a predicted model, not a curated record
GCUCUGCGGGAUGCUGACUGGACUCGGCGGCUCUCGGGAGCACGUCAGGACUAGGGCAGCACGGUUGGCCGGCGCCCUUCCUCCGGCUGCUUCUCCGGAAUGAGGCCUCGGCGCCCGCGCGGGACGACUCGGUUCCUCCGCAGAGCGAAUCCUAGGAGAGGCCGAAGCCGCCGCGAUGCCGGGGAAGCUGAAGGUGAAAAUCGUGGCCGGUCGCCAUUUGCCGGUGAUGGACCGUGCCAGUGACUUGACGGAUGCCUUCGUGGAGGUAAAAUUUGGUAAUACAACCUUUAAGACAGAUGUGUACCUCAAGUCACUCAAUCCUCAGUGGAACUCAGAGUGGUUUAAAUUUGAGGUGGAUGAUGAAGAUUUACAAGAUGAACCUCUGCAGAUCACAGUUCUUGACCACGAUACUUACAGUGCAAAUGAUGCUAUUGGCAAGGUGUACAUUGACAUCGACCCGUUACUGUAUAGUGAAGCUGCCACGGUCAUCUCAGGGUGGUUCCCAAUUUAUGACACCAUACAUGGUAUCCGUGGAGAAAUCAAUGUUGUUGUCAAAGUAGACCUCUUCAAUGAUUUAAACAGAUUUAGACAGUCUUCAUGUGGAGUUAAAUUCUUUUGCACAACAUCUAUUCCAAAGUCCUACAGAGCUGUGGUAAUCCAUGGAUUUGUAGAAGAACUUGUGGUCAAUGAGGACCCUGAGUAUCAAUGGAUUGAUCGAAUUCGCACACCAAGGGCAUCGAAUGAAGCCAGGCAGAGACUCAUUUCCUUAAUGUCAGGUGAAUUACAGAGAAAGAUUGGCUUGAAAGUCCUCGAGAUGAGAGGAAAUGCAGUUGUUGGGUACUUGCAGUGCUUUGAUCUGGAAGGCGAGUCUGGGUUAGUGGUACGAGCCAUAGGAACAGCGUGUACUCUGGAUAAAUUAAGUAGCCCGGCAGCAUUCCUUCCUGCAUGCAAUUCCCCAUCCAAAGAAAUGAAGGAGCUUCCCUUCAAUGAGGAUCCCAACCCCAAUCCUCACUCAUCAGGACCCUCAACCCCUCUGAAAAACCAAACUUAUUCCUUUUCACCUUCCAAGUCCUACAGUCGGCAGUCCUCUUCUUCUGACACAGAGUUGAGUUUGACACCCAAGACUGCACCUUACCCACAGGGGCCGGGGAUCUACCUGUGUCCCAGCUCCACCCCCCUCUCUUGUGGUUCCCUUCACCUUAAGUCCCGCCUCCUCUCGGAAUCUAGCCUUACCCCUCAUCACUCUAGCCUUGUCAGCCCUGUUCUGAGGAAAAGUGUUUCUUUCAGUGAAGAGUUGUUCCUGGCUGCUUCUGGAAUGGGCAGUGGUAGUGCUGGAAAAGAAGGGGGGCCCUUUAAAGCUCUUCUGCGGCAACAGACCCAGUCGGCGCUGGAGCAGCGGGGAGGAUCGCCUCAUAGGUUCUGUAGAAGGCGGGAAUUCCCCUUCCUCACCUUGACGGCCUUCCCCCCUGGACUUCUUGUGCACGUCGGUGGUGUUGUCAGUGCACGCUCUGUGAAGCUUUUAGAUCGGAUCCACAACCCUGAUGAACCAGAAACUCGAGAUGCAUGGUGGGCAGAAAUCAGACAAGAGAUAAAGUCACAUGCUAAAGCCUUAGGCUGCCAUGCUGUAGUGGGCUACAGCGAGUCAACUAGCAUCUGUGAAGAAGUCUGUAUUUUAUCAGCGUCUGGUACGGCAGCUGUACUGAACCCUCGGUUUCUGCAGGAAGGCACUGUGGAGGGUUGUUUGGAACAAAGGAUUGAAGAGAAUUUACCUGUGGGCUGCGGAUUCUGCCAUAUACCGUACGAUGAACUGAACAUGCCGUUUCCAGCUCAUCUCACGUAUUGCUAUAACUGCAGGAAGCAGAAGGUCCCUGAUGUUCUCUUUACAACUAUAGAUCUGCCCACAGAUGCAGUGGUUGUUGGAAAAGGUUGUCUUAUUCAGGCAAGGUUAUGUCGAUUAAAAAAGAAAGCACAGGCAGAAGCUAAUGCUACAGCUAUCAGUAAUCUCUUGCCGUUUAUGGAAUAUGAAGUACACACUCAACUGAUGAACAAGCUCAAACUCAAAGGAAUGAAUGCUUUGUUUGGACUGAGAAUUCAGAUCACAGUGGGCGAGAACAUGCUGAUGGGCUUAGCGUCGGCCACAGGAGUCUACUUAGCAGCCUUACCAACGCCUGGUGGUAUCCAGAUUGCUGGGAAGACCCCUAAUGAUGGCUCCUAUGAGCAGCACAUCUCCCACAUGCAGAAGAAAAUAAAUGACACGAUUGCAAAAAACAAAGAACUGUAUGAGAUCAACCCCCCGGAGGUAUCUGAAGAGAUGAUAGGAUCACCCAUCCCAGAACCCAGACAGCGCUCAAGGCUUUUAAGAUCACAAUCAGAAAGUUCUGAUGAAGUUACAGAGUUAGACCUUUCACAUGGGAAAAAAGAUGCUUUUGUUUUAGAGAUCGAUGACACUGAUGCCAUGGAAGAUGUGCAUUCCCUUCUUACUGAUGUCCCACCUCCUUCAGGUUUUUAUAGUUGCAAUACAGAAAUUAUGCCUGGCAUAAAUAAUUGGACAUCAGAAAUACAGAUGUUCACAUCAGUAAGAGUGGUCAGACUAAGUAGCCUCAACCUGACUAACCAAGCUCUCAAUAAGAACUUCAACGGUCUAUGUGAGAACUUGCUCAAGAGCCUGUACUUCAAACUGAGGUCGAUGGCCCCCUGCUGCCUCUGCCAUGUGAACUUCACAGUGUCUCUGCCUGAAGAUGAGUUAAUCCAGGUUACAGUCACAGCAGUUGCAAUAACUUUUGAUAAACACCAGGCCUUACAGACCACCAAGCCCCACGUUGAAAAGUCACAACAAAGAGCCUCUGCAGAUAAUGAAGAACUGCUGCAGUUCCCGCUGGAACUCUGCUCGGACCCACUGCCUUCUCAUCCUUUCCCAGCAGCUAAAGAACACCUGGAGAGUGCGAACUCUAACUCAGGUAUACCAGCUGCACAGAGAGCAACGUCAGUUGAUUACAGUUCCUUUGCAGACAGAUGCAGCAGCUGGAUAGAGCUCAUUAAACUGAAAGCUCAGACCAUAAGGCGCGGAUCAAUUAAGACAACUGUGACUGUUGAAAAAGCGAGUCCCAUGGGUGAUGGAAAUUUCCGGAAUCGUUCUGCACCACCUUGUGCAAGUCCCACAGUUGGGGUUGUUAAGAUGACGCCUCUUUCUUUCAUCCCUGGAGCAAAGAUAACAAAAUACCUUGGCAUCAUUAACAUGUUUUUUAUUAGAGAAACUACUUCUCUCCGUGAGGAGGGCGGAGUCAGUGGUUUUCUCCACGCUUUUAUUGCUGAAGUGUUUGCCAUGGUCCGAGCUCACGUCGCCGCGCUGGGAGGGAACGCUGUUGUCUCCUACAUUAUGAAGCAGUGUGUCUUCAUGGAGAAUCCCAGUAAGAACCAGGCACAGUGUCUCAUAAAUGUCAGUGGGGACGCGGUGGUUUUUGUUCGUGACUCUGACUUAGAAGUCAUAUCAUCUCAGCAGCCUGCUACCAACUGCCAGCCAUCAUGUACUGGAGAAGUUACAACCUGAAGACAGCAGCUCAACUGAGUGAAAUUCACGUGUCUCCAUUAUUUGUCGUCUUCUCAGACCAGAAGGCCCAGCGUGGGGGUGGAGUGCUGAGGAGGGGGAUGCGUCUGGUUGGUUUGCCUGCACAUCUUGGAGACUUUGAGAAUUUCUCAUCUUGACAUUUUGUUUGUCCAAUCUACACAGACCUGCCCCGUGGAUUCUAGUACCUUCAGUUAUGGGAGUUAUUUGUAAUUUAUGUUGAUUUUAAUAAAAUUAUAAUUAAAAGUGAAAUGGAAAGGUUAUCAAGAAUCUAGGAUAGGUAGCUUCCAUGACUUUGAAAACUAAGCAGGAAUCCAAAUUGCUAAUGAGUCCAGAGUUGAUUUGGAAAUGGAGGAAACUGUGUAUUUUCAGAUAAUUACUGUGCGGAUUUCUCAGUAUCUGUUGCUUGAAAUGAAUAAUUUGUUAGCUGGAUGGGUAAUGGUUUCAACCAUCUUUUGAAAGGAAGAUUCUACAGUAUGUGUCUGCAGAACUGCUCUAAGGAGCUUCUCUGGGAGCUGUCCACAUCCCGGAGCGUGGGAAUGCCUCACGACUGGCUGUCCACAUGAAGGAGGGAGGGGCCACCUCAUGACUGGCUGUUGUUCAGAUUUAAUUGUCUAGAAGAGGCUUGGCUUCAACUGGGGAGAGACUGUUGUAGAAUGUAUUUUAAGUAGUGAAAAUACAGUUGACCUAGGAAGAAGAGGAUUAUUUUCUAGUGAUAUUAUAUUGCACUCUUAGUAAUCUUAGGGAUUGGUGAGGUACAUUGUUGGUACAGAACAUGGAAAGGAGACUUGACUAUUCUGUGAACUGUUGAAUGUAUGUAUUAAGUCUUACCUAUGCCAAGUACCCACUACUAAUGAUAUCAAAUUCCUCCUUUGCCCAAUAAAAUGUCCUUAUAAAACUUAGGAUUUUAUUCUCUCAAAACAACAAAUUACCCUAAAGAUGAAAAGUCAUCUUACUUGUUACACAGGUGUCAAUAUUUUUCUGUAUUUUGUUUAUAAUUUUAUUUUUUAAAUAAAAAGUUUAUAAACA